Castor canadensis (American beaver) is the source of this 1944-nucleotide messenger RNA. RefSeq names its product zinc finger protein 358 (gene Znf358). Gene Ontology annotation, biological process: embryo development; regulation of transcription by RNA polymerase II. The record is from RefSeq and is a predicted model, not a curated record. Gene Ontology annotation, molecular function: DNA-binding transcription factor activity, RNA polymerase II-specific; RNA polymerase II cis-regulatory region sequence-specific DNA binding. Lineage: Eukaryota; Metazoa; Chordata; Mammalia; Rodentia; Castoridae. Gene Ontology annotation, cellular component: nucleus.
GGCCGGCGCGGGCGCAGCGGGCCGGGCAGGGGCGAGGGGCGCCGGGACCCAAGCUUUCCACCACAGGAACCCAAGAUGGACAGAGGGGCACAGCCAUGGAGUUGGGCACUGGAGACCUCUAGUUCUGAGUCUCAUGACUUCCAUUCAGAUCCUGUCCCAGAAAUGGCCAGCAGUUCCACUCCUGGGAUAAGGCGUUCAGUCCUGGUCAGGAACCCUGGCCACAAGGGCCCGAGGCCGGUUUAUGAAGAGCUUGACUCUGAGUCAGAGGACCUAGACCCCAAUCCUGAAGAUCUGGACCUAAUUUCCGAAGACGCAGACCCUGAUCGCGAAGACCUCAACACUGUCUCAGAAGACGUGGACCCCAAUUAUGAAGAUAUGGAGCCCGUUUCGGAGGAUCUGUACCCUAAUGCUGAAGCUCCAGGCUCCAUCUUGGGGGACCGAGACUCGGAUCCCCAAGAUCCGGACCCCAUAUCUUCAAGUUUCGACCUCGAUCCUGAUGUCAUUGGCCCUGUGCCCCUGGUUCUCGACCCUAACAGCGACACUCUCAGCCCGGCUGCUCCAGACGUGGACCCCCUUUCUUCUGGCCACACUGCCAACCCCCAGGACCUGACCACCAGCCCCGCGGUGCUCCCCGCCCCCGCCAGCCCGCCCAGGCCCUUCUCCUGCCCUGAUUGCGGGCGAGCCUUCCGCCGCAGCUCGGGGCUGAGCCAGCACCGCCGUACCCACAGCGGCGAGAAGCCGUACCGCUGUCCCGACUGCGGCAAGUCCUUCAGCCACGGGGCCACCCUGGCGCAGCAUCGCGGCAUCCACACUGGUGCGCGGCCCUACCAGUGCGCGGCCUGUGGCAAAGCCUUCGGCUGGCGUUCCACGCUGCUGAAGCACCGCAGCAGCCACAGUGGCGAGAAGCCGCACCACUGCCCGGUGUGUGGCAAGGCCUUCGGGCACGGCUCGCUGCUAGCGCAGCACCUGCGCACGCACGGCGGCCCGCGGCCCCACAAGUGCCCGGUGUGCGCUAAGGGCUUCGGGCAGGGCUCGGCGCUGCUGAAGCAUCUGCGCACGCACACAGGCGAACGGCCCUACCCGUGUCCACAGUGCGGCAAGGCUUUCGGGCAGAGUUCCGCGCUGCUGCAGCACCAGCGCACGCACACUGCCGAGCGCCCCUACCGCUGUCCCCACUGCGGCAAGGCCUUUGGGCAGAGCUCCAACCUGCAGCACCACUUACGCAUUCACACAGGCGAGCGUCCCUACGCCUGCCCGCACUGCUCCAAGGCCUUCGGGCAGAGCUCGGCGUUGCUGCAACACCUCCACGUGCAUUCCGGCGAACGCCCCUACCGCUGCCAGCUCUGUGGCAAAGCCUUUGGCCAAGCCUCGAGCCUCACCAAGCACAAGCGGGUACAUGAGGGUGCGGCAGCUGCUGCUGCUGCUGCUGCUGCAGCAGCAGCCGCUGCUGGGCUAGGCUUUGGGCCUGGCCUGAGUCCUGCAUCCAUGAUGAGGCCCGGGCAGGUCUCCUUCCUUGGCCCUGAUGGUGUCUCUGUGCUCCGAUCUGGCCUGGGCCUCAGCCCUGACCCUGCUUCUGUGCUGGGCUCUAUCCCUAAUCCUAGCUCCCAAGCCCUCUCUGGCUCCCGAUCCACCCCCAGCCCUGUUGAAUCUUCUGACCCUAAGCCUGGUCAUGAUGCUGAUCCUGACCUUGUGCCCAGCCCUGACCGUGAGUCUGGUGCCAGCCCUGAUCCUUUGCCCAGUCCUGACCCUAACCCUGAAUCCCACCGUGACUCCCACUCUCCCACUCGCGACACUGCCAGCCCAGCCCUCCCUACUGGCAAGAGUCCUGAGUGGGUAAAGGAACAGGGAGCAUUGCUGGGGCCUGAUGGCUGAAGGGGAAUGCCGACAUCUGUGGUGGCCUGGGGAAGUUGUGUGUUGUGCACUUAGUAAAAUCCUCUCACUGCC